Mercenaria mercenaria is the source of this 2469-nucleotide messenger RNA. RefSeq names its product multiple epidermal growth factor-like domains protein 6. The transcript is spliced from 2 exons. The coding region runs from base 1 to 2469 and encodes 822 amino acids. The record is from RefSeq and is a predicted model, not a curated record. Lineage: Eukaryota; Metazoa; Mollusca; Bivalvia; Venerida; Veneridae.
AUGCCAUUAAAUAGUAAAAGCUUGUCCAAAAAAGCGUGUGACGGUAAGUGCCCGUGCAAAAAGCCUACUCCAACCUACAAGCCACCCACGAAAAGGCAAUGCAAAUGCAGUCCAGGUGAUUAUGGAUGCCGUUGUCCUACGUUUUCACCACCAACCAAAGGGCGAUGUAAAUGCGUUCCAGGUGAGUAUGGAUGCCGUUGCCCUACGCUUCCACCACCUUCAGCUUUGCCACCGACCAAGAAGCCACCAACAACAGGGCGAUGUAAAUGCGUUCCAGGUGAUAAUGGAUGCCGUUGCCCUACGCUUCCACCACCAACCAAAGGGCGAUGUAAAUGCGUUCCAGGUGAUUAUGGAUGCCGUUGCCCUACGCUUCCACCACCAACCAAAGGGCGAUGUAAAUGCAUUCCAGGUGAUUAUGAAUGCCGUUGUCCUACGUUUCCACCACCAACCAAAGGGCAAUGCAAAUGCGUUCCGGGUGAAUACGGAUGCCGUUGUCCUACGCAUCCACCACCAACCAAAGGGCGAUGCAAAUGCGUUCCAGGUGAUUAUGGAUGCCGCUGCCCUACACAUACACCACCUUCAACCUUGCCACCGACCAAGAAGCCACCAACAACAGGGCGAUGUAAAUGCGUUCCAGGUGAUUAUGGAUGCCGCUGCCCUACACGUGCACCACCUUCAACCUUGCCACCGACCAAGAAGCCACCAACCAAAGGGCGAUGUAAAUGCGUUCCAGGUGAAUAUGGAUGCCGUUGCCCUACGCUUCCACCACCAACCAAAGGGCGAUGUAAAUGCGUUCCAGGUGAUUAUGGAUGCCGUUGCCCUACUAGUACACCACCUUCAACCUUGCCACCGACCAAGAAGCCACCAACAACAGGGCGAUGUAAAUGCGUUCCAGGUGAUUAUGGAUGCCGUUGCCCUACACGUACACCACCUUCAACCUUGCCACCGACCAAGAAGCCACCAACCAAAGGGCGAUGUAAAUGCGUUCCAGGUGAAUAUGGAUGCCGUUGCCCUACGCUUCCACCACCAACCAAAGGGCGAUGCAAAUGCGUUCCAGGUGAUUAUGGAUGCCGCUGCCCUACACGUACACCACCUUCAACCUUGCCACCGACCAAGAAGCCACCAACAACAGGGCGAUGUAAAUGCGUUCCAGGUGAUUAUGGAUGCCGUUGCCCUACGCUUCCACCACCAACCAAAGGGCGAUGUAAAUGCGUUCCAGGUGAUUAUGGAUGCCGUUGCCCUACGCAUCCACCAACAACCAAAGGGCGAUGUAAAUGCGUUCCAGGUGAUUAUGGAUGCAGCUGCCCUACGCGUACACCACCUUCAACCUUGCCACCGGCCUACAAGCCAACAACAACAGGGCGAUGUAAAUGCGUUCCAGGUGAUUAUGGAUGCCGUUGCCCUACGCAUCCACCACCAACCACAGGGCGAUGUAAAUGCGUUCCAGGUGAUUAUGGAUGCCGCUGCCCUACGCGUACACCACCUUCAACCUUGCCACCGGCCUACAAGCCAACAACAAUAGGGCGAUGUAAAUGCGUUCCGGGUGAUUAUGGAUGCCGUUGCCCUACGCAUCCACCACCAACCAUACGGCGAUGUAAAUGCGUUCAAGGUGUUUAUGGAUGCCGUUGUCCUACGCUUCCACCACCAACCAAAGGGCGAUGUAACUGCGUUCCAGGUGAUUAUGGUUGCCGUUGCCCUACACGUACACCACCUUCAACCUUGCCACCGACCUACAAGCCAACAACAAUAGGGCGAUGUAAAUGCGUUCCAGGUGAUUAUGGAUGCCGUUGCCCUACGCAUCCACCACCAACCACAGGGCGAUGUAAAUGCGUUCCAGGUGAUUAUGGAUGCCGCUGCCCUACGCGUACACCACCUUCAACCUUGCCACCGACCUACAAGCCAACAACAAUAGGGCGAUGUAAAUGCGUUCCAGGUGAUUAUGGAUGCCGUUGCCCUACGCAUCCACCACCAACAACAGGGCGAUGUAAAUGCGUUCCAGGUGAUUAUGGAUGCCGCUGCCCUACACGUACACCACCUUCUACCUUGCCACCGACCUACAAACAAACAACAAUAGGGCGAUGUAAAUGCGUUCCAGGUGAUUAUGGAUGCCGUUGCCCUACGCAUCCACCACCAACCACAUGGCGAUGUAAAUGCGUUCCAGGUGAUUAUGGAUGCCGUUGCCCUACGCAUCCACCACCAACCACAUGGCGAUGUAAAUGCGUUCCAGGUGAUUAUGGAUGCCGUUGCCCUACGCUUCCACCACCUUCAGCCUUGCCACCGAACUACAAGCCACCAACCACAGGGCGAUGUAAAUGCGUUCCAGGUGAUUAUGGAUGCCGUUGCCCUAAGCUUCCACCACCUUCAACCUUGCCACCGACCUACAAGCCACCAACCACAGGGCGAUGUAAAUGCGUUCCAGGUGAUUAUAGAUGCCGUUGCCCUACGCUUCCGCCACCAACCAUAGGCUGA